UUCCAGCAAAGGAAGCGCAGUAAGUGCGCGGGUAUCAGAAGCACAACGCGGUGACAGGCUGUUCACCGACAGCUCGGGAAUGAGAUCCCGGGACUGAAUCAGAAAGGAAAGAAGGAAUCGGCCCUAUGGCGCCGACGGUCUCUUCAUUUUUCCAUCCUAGAAGAAAAGACCUUAUAUUUAAAGCUCAAGAUGGAAAAUCAUGAACCAGAUUAUACUGUCAAGGAAAACCGAAUUUUUGAUAUCAUAACCAGAAAAAUUAACCAACUUCCAGAAGCAGAAAGGGGUCUACUUGAACAUGGAUCGACAUAUAUUGGAUUUAAUGCUGCUAUCUGUGGCCUAAUAGCAAACAGUCUUUUUCGGCGCGUCUUAAAUGUGACACAGGCUCGUAUAGCUGCAGGCUUACCAAUGGCAGUAAUCCCAUUUUUGGCAGCAAACGUAUCUUACAAAGGUUUUGUAAGUUUACCAUUGAAUACAGGUGAUUUGAACUGUGAAACCUGUACUGUAAUACGGGGUGGAUUAGUUGGUCUUGCUUUUGGUGGUCUGUACCCUGUUUUCUUGGCUAUACCUGUGAAUGGUGGUCUAGCAGCCAGGUAUUCCUCAGCCCUGCUACCAGAGAAAGGAAACAUCUUAACUUACUGGAUCAGAAUUUCUAAGCCUAUCUUUAGAAAGAUGUUAUUUCCCAUUUUGCUCCAGACGGGGUUUGCAGCAUACCUUGGUUCUAGACAAUAUAAACUACUUAUAAAGGCUCUUCAGUUGCCUGAACCUGGAUUAGAAAUUCAGUGAUUGUUAAGCAAAUCUAUACACAAAAAUAAACCUGUAAAAAUUA
Molecule: messenger RNA, 826 nt
Organism: Hipposideros armiger (great roundleaf bat)
Lineage: Eukaryota; Metazoa; Chordata; Mammalia; Chiroptera; Hipposideridae
Gene: TMEM126A
Product: transmembrane protein 126A
Exons: 5
Coding region: 190-783 (197 amino acids)
Biological process (GO): mitochondrial respiratory chain complex I assembly
Cellular component (GO): mitochondrion
Source: RefSeq, a predicted model, not a curated record